Molecule: messenger RNA, 3927 nt
Organism: Penicillium subrubescens
Lineage: Eukaryota; Fungi; Ascomycota; Eurotiomycetes; Eurotiales; Aspergillaceae
Product: putative VPS9 domain protein
Exons: 3
Coding region: 1-3927 (1308 amino acids)
Biological process (GO): early endosome to late endosome transport
Cellular component (GO): transport vesicle; tubular endosome; plasma membrane
Molecular function (GO): phosphatidylinositol binding; guanyl-nucleotide exchange factor activity; SNARE binding
Source: RefSeq, a predicted model, not a curated record
AUGCACCCUCUAAACCCUUUCCUCCGUGCCUUCUUCCGAAGCACUGUUCCGGGGCAGUGUAUACCCGUGGAGAACCAUGUUCUACUCGUUCCCACGACGGAAUGCCUUACCGGCUCACGCGACCGGGAGUCCAGCCUGUACUACUCGGACCUUGUCGCGUCGGAGGAGUUCCUAGGGAGCCAUGUGCUGCGCAUCCCGAUCAACCCCGGCUCAACAAAUGGGAAGGAGGAAUCCAAUGUGCGCGAUAACAGGGGGAAGGCCAAACAAGUGACGACGUUUAAUGGGAGGACUGUGAUCAUCAAAGAGAACUCAGUUUACAGCAACAAAGGCUUCAAGUCCCUUACCCAGGCCCAGCUUCUCUCGGAUGCGCUGUACUAUACUUCGUCAAGCGAGUCCCGGCCAUGGCUUAUUUACUACAUUUCGCGCCCACUGGUCGGGUCGUACGAUCCCGCCAGAGUCAUUCCGGCCGCAGUACCAGGGACCAUGGUGAAGAAGAUAGAACCGACCCCUUCCGACAAGAGAGCGACAAAUGGAGGAUCGAUAACGCCACCGAAGCAGGAGAUCAAGUCAUUUGGUGAUUUGCUUGCAAACUUUCCGAUGAUUGCGAGGCAGAUGCAGCCGGGGCUGGAAAGGCUUUUUCGCGAAUUUGGCAAGGAGCUUGGCAAACCGUUACCUCCACCACCAUGUCGCUCGCCUUCUGCAUCCGGAAGCGAAUCGGAAGUUAGACUGUCCAGAGUGCACACCCUACAAGAUGAAAGCUCGUCUAUCCGCAGCUGGUCAUCCCGUCGAGGCCGUCUGCCCUUCAAUUCGGAAGAAUAUUUCGAGGAUGACGAGGAUCUCAUGCGUCGUAGCCUGGAGACCGCAGUGACUGCCGCUAUCGAUCUCUUCAGGCUCGUUGAUAAACAGCAACUGUCGCUUCUCGGAGCCACUACUGAUCUUACGGGUCCUCUAGUUGAGCGGCUCAUUGAGCGAUAUGUGGCAGAGCAAGUACACGAACCGCUUCUCUUCCCUCGCUUAUGCGCUUUCCGACAACCGGAGGAUUCAGAGCUGGACUCUAGAAUUCGGCAUAUGGAGAGCAUUGACGUCACCCAAGUUGGUAUUUCAGUGGAGGGUGGACAACAAGGCAAACGAGAAGUCAUCCGGCGGCUUGGACGUGGAGUGGAAGAGUUUCGCAAAAUGGCUGAUGCGAAGAGCCCUCAUGAGAUGCUUAAUACCCUGCUAGAGACAGUCAAAGUGAUCUCAUACCCCGGAAGCUAUGACAAUGUCGAUGGGCCAGCCUCUGAGAAGGGUCGAUCUCCUCUGACGAUUAAUGCUGAUGUCUUGGUCUCGUUGCUGCUAGUUGUGGUCAUUCGAUCCCAGAUUCGACAUCUUCAAGCUCGUUUGCUGUACAUGCAGCAUUUCAUCUACAUUGACGAUGUGGAUAGUGGUGAGAUGGGGUAUGCACUGAGCACGUUCGAAGCAGUUUUGAUGUACCUUGUGACCGACUCGGCUGGUCUGCAUCGCGCGAGUACACGAAAUAGGCGGCUAUGGCAAGCCACCAAGGCAGGCCGCAUAUCUGAUAUGAGGAGCAUCCUUGAACCAAAUGGAGAUCAUGAGUCAAUUGACGAAGCUGUCCCGCGUGAGCCUGAGCGAAAGUCUGUGCUUUUCCGCACUGAUAGCUCGUCAGAGCCAGAGGAAUCACCUCAUGAGACAUCAUCCCUGUACAGCCACUCGUUCUUCACCAAUGGUCAACAAAUCCCGGAGGAGGCCAUUGACUCCGAUGCGCCCCCUCUCGCCCACGUUUUCCCCUUCCAGACGUGGAGUGGCGACUCACCUACGAAGGACUACCAACGGCCAAUCAAGAAGGUCUCUAUGGAUCUCCGCAGUCUAUCAGAGUCAUCGGCUGUCUCUUUUCUUUCCAGAACACCCACCAUUGGAUCGAUGACAAGUAACAUCGAAGGCGAUACGUCGUUGGAGACUCUGACCAAAACACAGGAUCCGGCCGGAGAUUCAAUUCCCAUGAUGGCAGUGGAGAGCCGCCAGACCGAGUCGUUGAAGUAUCUACUCAGUUUGGAAGAGUUCUACCCCUUGGAGGACAUUCUCGAAGACACAAACGCGGAUGGAACAACCCUUCUCAAUGCAGCUGUGCAGCUUGCUCAUGCUGAGAGUGUUGAAGUUAUCCUCGACUUUCUCUUCAGCAAGACUGACGAAAGUGUAGUCGCCAAGUACCUGACCAAAUCUGAUGUCCAUGGUCGCACAGUGGGUCAUUACUUGUUCAGCACGCCUUCUCUACUAUCCCGGCUUGGCAGACUCCUUCCCUGGCGACAGCGUGAUAAGCAUGGCCAAACUCCACUCUUCGCUCUCUGUCGGUCAUAUGACCACCCCGAGUACAGAAUGAUGGUUCAAGCCGGCUUGACAGCAGCACAGAGAGCCCAGGGAAAUGGAAAACCUCUUCAGCUCGAUGACCAUGUGGACGCCAAAGGCAACACAUUGUUACAUAUUGUCGGCGAUCCAGAUGUAACAACGCGGAUUCUUCAAGAGAGCGACUGUGAUCCGAAUGCAACUAACGACAAGAGGUUCACGCCAUUGAUGAUGGCUAGUAAAUACGGGCGAGUGGAUCAAGUUCGCAUACUGUUUAUGGAUCCCAGAGUCGAUGUCCAUGUCAAGGAGGCCCGAGGAUUGACUGCCGUCGAACUGGCAAAGGAUGAUGAAGUACGGAACCGCAUCGAUGAUCUAAUCCUGCUAUCCCAUCCGCCAUCCGCAUGUGGUGAUCCUUCCGGCAGGGUGACUACCGUCGUUCGAUCAUUCUUCGUCGAAGAUGCCACGGUACGCUUUAUCCUCAAGUCUGGCGCACCUUAUCCACCAUCCGAAUCAAUAGCAUCAUCGCGUCCAGGCUCGACAACAUACACAGUCACCACGUGUCGUCGCAGCUUCAACGAUUUCGAGAAUCUUGCCAAAUGGCUUGCCGUAGAGCACCCUGCCUCCUAUGUGCCAUCUCUGUCGAAUUUCCGCAACCCCUUCCAAAUCCACUCAAAACCAUCUCGCUCCGUCCUGCACGACCUUCAGGAAAAGCUAGAUCGGUUCCUGAAAAUUCUCCUCACCCAUCCAACCUUCUCCACACAUGAAAUGCUGUGGGAGUUCUUCCUAGUCCCCGAGCUACAACCCGAGAUGAUGGCCGAUCGAUCCAGACGCAAGGCAGCCGUCCUCACCGAGACGAUUGCCGACGAGUACGCACCCGUUUCUCUCGAGGGUAUGCGCGACACAGAGCAGUUCAUCUCUCAUGCCCAAGAUAUGGUACGCGGUGUACACGUCAACACGCGUAGCCUAAUUCGACGGGGUCAUGCACUACAAAACAGUGCCUCCGACCUCGCGGAUGCAGUCACUCUCUGUUCGAGCGUACUCUCCACCCUCAAAGAACCUACCAACGCCCUUCCUUCGACCUACAUAGAUGCCUUUAUCCGCUACGGCUCCUACCUCUCAACCUCAACCUCCGACUCCUCCCCUCUCCUCCAAUUCCUGGCCGCACUCACAUCAAUGGACAACACCACCGCCGCAAUCCUCACAUCCCUCUCCCGCCCACUUACCCUCAUGUCCACCCUUACCUCCACAAACAGGAGUAUCUCCCGCUCCCGCUCUUCCCUCCUCUCAUCCUCGCUCCCACGCAAAUUCAACAUCAACCUCCCAGGCUUCGAAGAGUCUCGUCAAAAAUCCGUCCGCGAUCUCGAACAGAAGAUCCGUGACGGCGAGCUCCAAUCCUCUCGUCUUGCGAAAGAAGUCACCUGGAACAAGGACGUUGUUGUCGGCGAGUUAGCUGGGUGGACGACGUGGCGGGAGAAGGUUGGCCGUGAUGCGAUCCGCGCUUUCGUCAAGGAUACGCUUGUUCGGGAAAGGGAGCGGGGGAAGAGAAUUGAGCGUUGUUUGCGGAGUGUACGUGAGAUGAAGUCAUGA